CAUGCUAAUAUCGGCAGGAGAGGCGUAGCAUCGCGUUUCUAUCUAUCCUGCUGUCUCCCCAGUCAGCGGUGGCUUUCAGAGUCUAAACAGGCUCAUUAACAGCCAUGGCUGAGGGCGGAGAAGGGGAAGAUGAGAUUCAGUUCUUACGAACUGAUGACGAGGUGGUGCUUCAGAGUGUUGCCACCAUUCAGAAAGAAAACCGCAAGUUUUGUUUGUCAGUGGAGGGACUCGGAAAUCGACUGUGCUUCCUGGAACCCACAUCUGAGGCUAAGUAUGUUCCACCCGACCUGUGUAUCUGCUGCUUUAUCCUGGAGCAGUCUCUGUCUGUCCGAGCCCUGCAGGAGAUGUUGGCUCACACUGGGCCAAACGAGGGGAAAGCCAACCAUGAACAAUGGGCAGCCCAGGGGGGCGGACACCGGACCCUGCUCUACGGUCACGCCAUUCUCCUGCGCCACUCCUUCAGCGGAAUGUACCUGACCUGUCUGAAAACGUCAAGAUCGUUGACGGACAAACUGUCGUUUGAUGUGGGGUUACAAGAAGAUUCAAUAGGGGAGUCGUGUUGGUGGACCAUCCACCCCGCAUCCAAGCAGAGGUCAGAGGGAGAGAAGGUCCGGAUCGGAGAUGACCUCAUUCUGGUCAGCGUGUCCACGGAGAGAUACCUUCACCUGUCCAUCUCUAACGGCAGUUUCCAGGUGGAUGCCUCCUUCAUGCAGACUCUGUGGAACGUCCAGCCCACCUGCUCUGGAAGCAACGUGGCGGUCGGAUUCCUGUGUGGUGGUCAUGUGAUGCGUCUGUGUCACGGACAUGAUGAGAGUCUGACCAUACCUGGAUCGAAGGCCAGCGAGAUGGAGCAGAGGAUCGUGAACUAUGAGAUGGGAAAAGGAACAUCCAGGGCCCGCUCCCUGUGGAGGCUGGAACCGCUCAGGAUCGGUUGGAGCGGUAGCCACAUUCGUUACGGUCAAGCCUUCCGUCUACGCCACCUGUCCACCGGUCACUACCUGGCGCUCACCGAAGACCACGGCCUGGUUCUGCAAGAUAGAGGGAAGUCUGACACCAAGUCCACCGCGUUCUGCUUCCGGGCGACCAAGGAGAAGAUUGAAGCCGGCACAAAGAACCGGGACAUGGAAGGCAUGGGGGUGGCGGAGAUCAAGUACGGCGACUCUGUGUGCUUCGUGAUGCACGUGGCCACGGGCCUGUGGUUGUCCUACCAGGCGCCCGACGCAAAAGCCUCGCGCAUUGGACCCCUGAAGAGAAGGGCCUGCCUGCACGCCGAGGGACACAUGGAUGACGGUCUGACCCUGCAGCGCUGUCAACACGAGGAGGCCCGGGCGGUACGCAUCAUCAGGAACACCACGGUCCUCUUCAGCCAGUUCAUCCGGGGUCUGGACAGCAUCGCAGGGGACAAGAAUGUGGAGGUGUCUCUACCUGAUCUUGAUGAGGUGUUACAGACACUGGAUGAUUUGAUUGAGUAUUUCAAACAGCCCGACUCAGAGCUGGAACAUGAGGAGAAACAGACCCUGCUGAGGUCUCUCAUCAAACGACAGGACCUAUUCAAAGAGGAGGGGAUGUUGACGUUGCUGGUGAAGUGUAUCGACCGUCUGAACCUGUACAACAGCGCCGCCCACUUUGGGGAACACGCAGGGGAGGAGGCCGGAGCUGCCUGGAAGAAUAUACUCAACCUGCUCUACGAGCUCCUGGCCUCUCUGAUCAAAGGCAACAGGAACAACUGCACCCAGUUCUCAAAGAACCUGGACUGGCUGGUCAGCAAGCUGGAGAGACUGGAGUCCUCAUCAGGUAUUCUGGAGGUGCUUCACUGUAUCUUAAUUGAGUCUCCUGAAGCUCUGAACAUUAUCCAGAAGGCACACAUCAAGUCCAUCAUCUCCCUGCUCUACAAACAUGGACGCAACCACAAGAUCCUAGAUGUCCUGUGUUCCUUGUGUGUUUGUAAUGGGGUAGCUGUGAGAGCCAAUCAGAACCUCAUCUGUGAUCACCUGCUUCCUAAGAGAGACCUGCUCCUGCAGACGCGGUUGGUCAAUGACGUUCAGAGUAUGAGACCCAACAUCUUCCUGGGGAUGGCGGAGGGAUCAGCCCAGUACAGGAAGUGGUACUAUGAGCUGAUGAUCGACCAGGUGGACCACUUCGUGACCAGCGAGCCGUCACACCUGCGCGUGGGCUGGGCCAGCUCCAAGGGUUACGCCCCCUACCCUGGGGGUGGGGAGGGCUGGGGGGGCAACGGUGUGGGGGACGACCUGUACUCCUACAGCUUCGAUGGACUCCACCUGUGGUCAGGGCGGGUGCCGCGGGCCGUGGCCUCCAUCAACCAACACCUGUUGAACUCUGACGACGUGGUCAGCUGCUGCCUGGACCUGGGCGCUCCCUCCAUCUCCUUCAGGAUCAACGGCCAGCCCGUUCAGGGCAUGUUCGAAGACUUCAACACCGACGGCUUCUUCUUCCCCGUUGUCAGCUUCUCCGCUGGGGUCAAGGUGCGUUUCCUGUUGGGGGGUCGUCACGGAGACUUCAAGUUCCUACCGCCGGCGGGCUACUCCCCGUGCUACGAGGCCUUGCUCCCCAAGGAGAAGAUGAGUGUGGAGGCUGUGAAGGACUACAAGAGGGACCAUGGUGGGGUCAGGGACCUGCUGGGGACAACACAGCUCCUCUCCCAGGCCUCCUUCAUCCCCACACCUGUCGACACCAGCCAGAUUGUUUUGCCGUCUCACCUGGAAAAUGUGCGGGACAGGCUAGCAGAGAAUAUCCAUGAACUGUGGGGGAUGAACAAGAUUGAACUGGGAUGGUCCUAUGGCAAGGUUCGUGAUGACAAUAAGAGGCAGCAUCCUUGCCUUGUGGAUUUCACCAAACUGCCUGAAACAGAGAGCAACUACAACCUGCAGAUGUCCAGCGAAACGCUCAAGACUCUGUUGGCCUUAGGGUGUCAUGUGGCACAGACCAACGUCAAUGCUGUGGACGAUCUGAAGAAAGUCAAACUGCCCAAGGAGUAUGUGAUGUCUAAUGGGUACAAGCCAACGCCACUGGAUCUUUCUGAGGUGAAACUAACGGCCGGGCAGGAGGUUCUGGUGGAUAAACUGGCAGAGAAUGCACACAACGUGUGGGCCAAGGACAGAAUCAAACAGGGAUGGACCUAUGGAAUACAGCAGGAUGUGAAAAGCAGGCGGAACCCUCGCUUGGUGCCCUAUGCCCUGCUAGACGAGAGGACCAAGAAGUCCAACCGAGACAGCCUGCGGGAGGCCAUCAGGACACUGGUGGGGUACGGCUACAACAUAGACCCCCCCGACCAGGAGGCCUGUCACGUUGUGGAGAGGCAGAGCAUCGAGACCAUCCGUUUCUUCCGCGUGGAGCAGACGUAUGCCGUGAAGACCGGGAAGUGGUACUUUGAGUUUGAGGCGGUGACCGGGGGGGACAUGAGGGUGGGCUGGGCCAGACCCGGCUGCAGAUCCGACUUUGACCUGGGCAUGGACGACCAGGCCUUCGUCUUCGACGGAUUCAAGGCUCGCCGUAUGCACAUGGGCGCGACUUCCUUCGGGCGUUCUUGGAGCCCAGGAGAUGUGGUGGGCUGCAUGAUCAGCAUGGAGGACAAGUCGAUGAUGUUCACCCUCAACGGGGAACUGCUCAUCACCAACAAGGGAUCUGAGCUCUGCUUCAUUGACUUUGAGACUGAGGACGGUUUUAUCCCAGUGUGUUGCAUAACCCAGUCCCAGGUGGGUCGUAUGAACCUGGGGAAGGACGCCAGCACCUUUAAGUAUUACACCAUGUGUGGUCUCCAGGAGGGCUUUGAACCCUUUGCGGUCAACAUGAACAGAGAGGUCACCAUGUGGUUCAGCAAACGCCUUCCUACCUUUGUCAAUAUCCCCAAGGACCACCUCCACAUUGAGGUGACCAGGAUCGACGGGACAGUUGAUAACCCCCCCUGUCUGAAAGUGACCCACAAGACCUUUGGAACCCAGCAGAGCAACAGUGACAUGUUGUACUGCAGACUCAGCAUGCCUGUGGAGUUCCACGCCCGUGAUGUCAACGCUGAAGAGUCUCAGAAACUCAGUCAGCCUCCGAAGGAAGACGAUUACGGAAGCAUCACAACAUACUUCCACUCAGUGAGGGUGUUCGCUGGUCAGGACCCGGCGUCGGUGUGGGUCGGCUGGGUAACCCCGGACUACCAUUACAUCAGCAAGAACUUCAGCCUCAACAAAACACGCACGGUUACUGUAACCCUGGGAGACGAAAGAGGUCGCGUCCACGAGAGUGUUCGGAGAAGUAACUGCUACAUGGUCUGUGCCGGAGAUGUUGCCAGCGCGUCCCACUCCUCAUCUCGUUCCAACGUCGACCUGGAGAUUGGCUGUUUCGUUAACCUGGCAACAGGCUUAAUCGCUUUCACUGCCAACGGCAAGGAGCUGGCAACCACCUACGAGGUGGAGUCCAACACCAAGCUGUUCCCUGCUGUGUUUGUCCGUCCCACCAGCCCCAACCUGUUCCAGUUUGAGUUUGUCAAAAUCAAGAACGCCAUGCCCUUGUCGUCCGCGAUCUUCAAGAGCGAGCUGCGCAACCCGGUGCCCCAGUGCCCGCCGCGCCUGGACAUCCAGACCAUGGUGUCGGUGCUGUGGAGCCGCAUGCCCAACCACUUCCUGACGGUGGAGACGGCCCGGGUCUCGGAGAGGCACGGCUGGGUCGUCCAGUGUCUGGAGCCCCUGCAGAUGCUGGCUGUUCAUAUACCCGAGGAGAACAGGUGUCUAGACAUCCUGGAGUUAUCGGAAGACGAGGGUCUGAGGGCGUUUCACUACCACACCCUGAAGCUCUACUGUGCCCUCUGUGCACUGGGUAACACUCGCGUGGCUCACGCCCUCUGCUCUCACCUCGACCAAUCACAGCUGCUCUACACCAUCAACAACCAGUACCUGUCCGGCAUGCUAAGAGAGGGCUUCUAUGACGUUCUGAUUAGCAUCCACCUGGAGACAGCCAAGGAUGCCCGUCUGAUGAUGAACAAUGAGUUUAUUAUCCCUGUCACCGAUGAGACACGCUCCAUCAAGCUGUUCCCAGAUGAGUCAAAGAGACACUCCCUGCCUGGCGUGGGCCUCAGCACAUCUCUGAAACCAAGGCUCAACUUCUCCCCUCUGUCCUUCAUCACCACCAAGAAAACACAGCACCUCUACAGCCCCCACAUCCCCCUGGGGAUCCUGAAGGACAAGGCCAUCAGCAUGCUGACCGAGGCUGUGCAGGGCGGAGGCAGCCACAUCCGGGACCCGGUGGGAGGCAGUGUGGAGUUCCAGUUCGUCCCCAUCCUCAAACUCAUCGGCACCCUGCUGAUCAUGGGGGUCCUCACCAGCGAGGAGGUGCGGCUGAUUUUGCUCCUCAUUGACCCCAACGUGUUUGGAGACCCACCCGAGGAGGAGGCGAAGGUAGAGGAGGCAGUGGCAGUAGGGGAGAAGGAGGACGUGAGCAGCAACGAGGAGAAGGCCGUGGAGGCCGGUGAGGAGGAGAACAAGGAGGUCAAGCCACCAGUGAAGGGACUGCUGGAGAAGACACUGCCUGAAUCGGUCAAGCGACAGAUGUGUGAGCUGCUCCACUACUUCUGCGACUGUGAACUGAAGCAGCGUAUCGAGGCCAUUGUGUCCUUCUCAGACGGUUUCGUCUCCAAGCUGCAGUUCAACCAGAAGUUCAGGUACAACGAGCUGAUGCUGGCCCUCAACAUGUCCGCUGCCGUCACCGCCAAAAAGACCAAGGAGUUCAGGUCUCCUCCUCAAGAACAGAUCAAUAUCCUGUUAAACUUCUCUGCUGGGGAGGACUGUCCGUGUCCAGAGGAGAUUCGGGAGGAGCUGUACAGCUUCCAUGAUGAGCUCAGACUGCACUGCGGAAUCCCAGUGGAGGAGGAGGAGGAAGAGCAGGACAAGUCAAUAAAGGGUCGUCUGCUGGCUCUCCUCUACAAGAUUAAAGGACCUCCCAAGAAAAAAGAUGAGCAGCCUACAGAGGAAGAACAAGCUGCUCCCACCAACCUGAAGGAGCUGAUCUCCCAGACCAUGGCCAGCUGGGCCCAGGAGUGCAGUAUCCAGGACCCGGAACUGGUCCGCGUGAUGUUCAGCCUGCUGAGACGACAGUACGACGGUGUUGGAGCGCUACUGAGAGCCUUGAGGAAGAGUUACACCAUCAGUGCCGCAUCAGUACAGGACUGUGUCAACCUGCUGGCUUCCCUGGGCCAGAUCAGAUCUCUGCUGGCGGUUCGCAUGGGGAAGGAAGAGGAGAAACUGAUGAUAGAUGGACUGGGAGACAUCAUGAACAACAAGGUUUUCUAUCAGCACCCCAACCUGAUGAGGGUCUUGGGAAUGCACGAGACCGUCAUGGAGGUCAUGGUCAAUGUGCUGGGAGGAGACAAGUCACAGGAGAUAGCCUUCCCCAAGAUGGUGGCCAGCUGCUGUCGGUUCCUGUGUUACUUCUGUCGUAUUAGCCGUCAGAACCAGAAGGCAAUGUUUGAUCAUCUGAGCUACCUACUGGAGAACAGCUCUGUCGGACUGGCCUCCCCGGCCAUGCGGGGCUCCACACCCCUGGAUGUGGCGGCCUCUUCGGUGAUGGACAACAACAGCCUGGCCCUGGCCCUGGAGGAGCCCGAUCUGGAAAAGGUGGUGACCUACCUGGCAGGUUGUGGCCUGCAGAGCUGUGCUAUGCUCCUAGCUAAAGGCUAUCCUGAUAUCGGCUGGAACCCAAUAGAAGGAGAGAGAUACCUGUCCUUCCUUCGCUUUGCUGUCUUUUGCAAUGGUGAGAGUGUGGAGGAGAAUUCAAACGUGGUGGUGAAGCUGUUAAUCAGGCGUCCGGAGUGUUUCGGUCCGGCUCUGAGAGGGGAAGGGGGUAACGGUCUGUUGGCGGCCAUGUUGGAAGCCAUUAAGAUAUCUGAGGACCCUGCUCUGGACCUGCCCUCUACAGCCAAAGCCCAACCCGAUGGGUCAGGGGAGGAUGAGGAGGAGGAAGAGGUGGCCCACACAGGAAACGCCAUCAUGUCUUUCUACUCCGCCCUUAUUGACCUGCUGGGACGCUGCGCCCCGGAGAUGCACCUGAUCAACAAGGGUAAAGGCGAAGCCCUGCGCAUCCGGGCCAUCCUACGGUCCCUGGUUCCGACCACUGAUCUAGUGGGCAUUAUAAGUAUCCCACUGAAAAUGCCCACUGUCAAUAAAGACGGUACUGUGAAGGAGCCUGACAUGUCAGCUAGUUUCUGCCCGGACCACAAGGCCCCUAUGGUGUUGUUCCUGGAUCGUGUGUACGGCGUGGAGGACCAGACCUUCCUGCUUCACCUGUUAGAGGUGGGCUUCCUGCCAGACCUCCGGGCUUCUGCUUCCUUGGACACGGAUGUCCUGAGCACCACUGAGACAGCCCUGGCCAUGAACAGGUACAUCGGCUCGGCCGUGCUGCCCCUCCUCACCAGGUGUGCCGACCAGUUCGCCGGCACCGAGCACUACGCCACGCUCAUAGACUCCACGCUGCACACCAUCUACCGGCUGUCCAAGGGACGCUCGCUCACCAAGGCCCAGAGGGACUCCAUCGAGGAGUGCCUGCUCGCCAUCUGCAAACACUUGCGUCCCUCGAUGAUGCAGCAGCUGUUGAGACGCCUGGUCUUUGAUGUUCCCCUGCUGACGGAGUACUGCAAAAUGCCCCUCAGGCUUUUGACAGAACACUAUGAGCAGAGUUGGAAGUACUACUGCAUCCCGUCUGGAAUGGGCAUCUCUGGCAUGGCGUCAGAUGAUGAGCUCCUGCUCACCAAGAAACUCUUCUGGGGAAUAUUCGACUCGCUCUCAGCCAAGAGGUUUGACCCUGACCUGUUCAAGACUGCCAUGGCCUGCCUCAGUGCCAUUGCCGGAGCUGUGCCACCUGACUACGUGGACGCCAGCCCCAGUGCCACCCUGGAGAAGCAGGUUUCCGUGGACGCGCAUGGAAACUUUGACCCCAAACCCAUCAACACAGCCAACAUCUCUCUCCCUGAGAAACUGGACUACAUUGCCAACAAGUUUGCAGAGCAGUCCCACAUCAAGUGGUCUUCUGAGAAGGUGACAGCGGGCUGGAAAACGGGAGACGUUUUGGAUGAAGAGGCCAAAACUCACCCUCUGCUCAAGCCUUACAAAUCCCUGAGUGAGAAGGAGAAGGAGUCGUACCGUUGGCCAGUGAAGGAAUCUCUCAAGAGCAUGUUGGCAAUGGGCUGGAACAUUGAGAGGACCAAAGAGGGAGAAGCCAUGUUAAUCGAGAAACAAAUCAAGAUGUCGGAGUCCACUCAGGAUAACGAUAAUGGAUUCAUCCCGGAAUCACCAAUGGACCUGAGCAACAUUACUCUGUCCAGAGAGUUGCAGUCCAUGGUGGAGGUUGUGGCGGAGAACUAUCACAACAUUUGGGCCAAGAAGAAGAAAAUCGAGUUGGAUGGUAAAGGAGGCGGGACCCACUCCUUGCUGGUUCCCUAUGACACACUGACAGCUAAAGAGAAGUACCGCGACAGAGAGAAGGCCCAGGAUCUCUUUAAGUUUCUGCAGAUCAACGGAUACACCAUCACCAGAGGCGUGAAGGACAUGGAGCAGGACUCGUCGUCCAUGGAGAAGAGGUUUGCCUUCACGUUCCUCAAGAGGCUGCUGAAAUACGUGGACUCAGCUCAGGAGUUCAUUGCCCACCUAGAGGCCAUGGCCACGAGCGGAAAGACGGACAAGUCACCCCACGACCAGCAAAUCAAGUUCUUCGCCAAGGUCCUGCUCCCUCUCAUCGACACCUACUUCAAGAAUCACAGCAUGUACUUCCUGUCCACGCCCUCUAAGAACCUGAGCAGCAGUGGCUACGCAUCUAACAAGGAGAAGGAGAUGGCCACUAGCCUGUUCUGUAAGAUGGCAGCUCUUGUCAGACACAGGAUUUCCCUCUUUGGAAGUGACACAGGGAUUAUGGUGAGCUGUCUACUCAUCCUGGCUCAUUCACUGGAUACAAGGACGGUGAUGAAGUCAGGCUCGGAGCUGGUGAAGGCUGGUGUGAGGACGUUCUUCGAGAACGCAGCCGAGGAUCUGGAAAAGACUCUGGAGAUGCUGAAGCUCGGAAAGUUCAGCCAUUCCCGCUCACAGAUGAAAUGCUUGUCCCAGAACAUCAGCUACGCCACCACUGCCCUGCUGCCCAUCCUCACCGGCCUGUUCGAACACAUCACCAUGCACAAAUUUGGAGUCCAGCUGCUGGUGGAUGAUGUCCAGCUGUCGUGCUAUCGCAUCGUGACCUGUCUCUACACAUUGGGCACAGGGAAAUACAUCUACGUGGAGAGGCACCUGCCGGCUCUAGGGGAGUGUCUGGCCACCCUGGUGGGAGCGAUGCCUGCGGCCUUCCUGGAGCCGGAUCUGAACGCCCACAACCCCCUGUCGGUCUUCAACACCAAGACACCCCGCGAGAGGGCCAUCCUGAGUAUGCCAGACUCUGUUGUGGAGAUGUGUCCAGAGAUGCCCCGUCUGGACGGCCUCCUGAAGGACAUUAACGACAUCUCGGAGUCUGGUGCACGGUACACCGAGAUGCCUCAGGUGAUCGAGGUGAUCCUGCCCAUGCUGUGUACCUACCUGUCCCACUGGUGGGAGAAGGGCCCGGAGAACUCGGCGCCCGACGCGGCCUGCUGCACCACCGUCUGUUCCAACCACCUCAGCAUCAUCCUGGGGAACAUCCUCAAGAUCCUCAACAACAACCUGGGCAUCGAUGAUGCCCCCUGGAUGAAGAGGAUUGCAGUGUACUCUCAGCCAAUCAUCUGCAAGGCUGCGGCGGACCUCUUGAAAAGUCACUUUCUGCCCACUCUGGAGAAACUCAGAAAGAAGACAGUGAAGGUGGCAGCAGAGGAGGAGCUGCUGAAGGCCGACAUUAAAGGAGAUACUCAGGAGGCUGAGCUGCUCAUCCUGGAUGAGUUUGCUGUCCUCUGCAGAGACCUCUAUGCCUUCUACCCAAUGCUCAUCCGUUAUGUGGACAAUAACAGGUCCAGAUGGUUGAAACGGCCAAAUGCUCAGUCCAAUGAGCUAUUCAACAUGGUGGCUGAGAUCUUUAUCCUUUGGUGCAAAUCACAUAACUUCAAAAGGGAAGAGCAGAAUUUUGUGGUUCAGAAUGAAAUCAACAACCUAUCUUUUCUGACUGGAGAAAGUAAGACCAAGAUGUCCAAGUCCGGUGGCGACCAGGACAGGAAGCACAAGAGGCGACGCGGGGAGUUGUACUCGGUCCAGACCUCCCUGAUCGUUGCUGCCCUGAAGAAGAUGCUCCCCAUCGGGCUGAACAUGUGCACACCCGGAGACCAGGAGCUCAUCUCCCUGGCCAAGACACGCUACAGCCUGAAAGACACGGAUGAUGAGGUGAAGGACCAGCUGCGUGCCAACCUUCACCUUCGGGACAAGUCUGAUGACCUGGCAGUGCAGUGGCAGAUGAACCUGUAUAAAGACGUGGUGGUGGAGAGUGAUGAGCCUACAGAGGCAGACAACAUCGUUGACAGAGUACAGAGCAUCUCUGCUGCCAUCUACCACCUGGAGCAGGUGGAGCAGCCUCUAAGGAUCAAGAAGUGUAUCCUGCAGAAGCUGCUGUCCAAGCAGCGCAAACGGGCCGUGGUGGCCUGCUUCCGCAUGGCUCCGCUCUACAACCUGCCCAGGCAUCGUUCUAUUAACCUCUUCAUGUUGGGCUAUCAGAGACUGUGGAUAGAGGCAGAGGACUACUCCUUUGAGGAGAGGCUAGUUCAGGACCUGGCAAAAACCCAAAUGAAGAUCGUUGAAGAGGAGGAAGAGGAUGAGGUUGAGGUUCAGCCAGAUCCUCUGCAUCAGCUUAUCCUUCACUUCAGCCACAAUGCUCUUACAGAGAGAAGUUUCUUGGAAGAAGAUCCUUUAUAUAUUGCUUAUGCAGACAUGAUGGCAAAGAGUUGUGCAGAGGAUGAAGAAGAAAAUGAGGAAGAGGCUAAAGAGAAGACAUUCGAGGAAAAAGAGAUGGAGAAACAGAAGAUCUUGUACCAGCAGGCCAGACUUCAUGCACGCGGGGCUGCAGAGAUGGUGCUGCAGAUGAUCAGUGCCAGUAAAGGUCGAUUAGGUCCUAUGGUUACCUGCACCCUGAAACUGGGCAUCUCCAUUCUGAAUGGAGGCAAUGUGUUGGUUCAGCAGAAAAUGCUGGAUUACCUGAAAGAAAAAAGAGACGCUGGCUUUUUCAAGAGUUUGUCAGGACUGAUGCAGUCAUGCAGUGUCCUGGACUUGAAUGCCUUUGAGAGACAGAACAAAGCAGAAGGUCUUGGGAUGGUGACAGAGGAAGGAUCCAUCAAGAGUGAGCAGGGUACCAAAGUUCUCACAAAUGAUGACUUCACCAAAGAUCUCUUCAGGUUUUUGCAACUGCUCUGUGAAGGGCACAAUGGGGAUUUCCAAAACUUCCUGAGAACACAAACGGGAAACACAACGACAGUCAAUAUUAUUAUCAGCACUGUGGACUACCUGCUACGCCUUCAGGAAUCCAUCAGUGAUUUCUACUGGUAUUAUUCUGGGAAAGACAUUAUAGAUGAACAUGGACAGGAGAACUUCUCAAAGGCCUUGGCUGUGGCCAAGCAGAUCUUCAACUCACUCACUGAGUACAUCCAGGGUCCAUGUAUUGGGAACCAGCAGAGUCUGGCCCACAGCAGACUGUGGGACGCGGUGGUGGGAUUCCUGCAUGUGUUUGCUAAUAUGCAGAUGAAGCUAUCCCAGGACUCCAGCCAGAUUGAGCUGCUGAAGGAGUUGAUGGACCUUCAAAAGGACAUGGUGGUGAUGAUGCUGUCAUUGCUAGAGGGUAACGUUGUUAACGGAACUAUUGGGAAACAGAUGGUUGACACGUUGGUGGAGUCCUCCAGCAACGUGGAGAUGAUUCUCAAGUUCUUCGACAUGUUCCUCAAGAUCAAGGACCUGACCACCUCCGACAACUUCAGGGAGUACGACCCCGAUAACAAGGGAGUCAUCUCAAAGAAGGAAUUCCAAAAGUCCAUGGAGAACCAGAAGCAAUACACCCAGUCGGAGAUUGAGUUCCUGCUCUCCUGCGCUGAGGCAGACGAGAACGACAUGUUUAACUACGAGGAGUUCGUCGAGAGGUUCCACGAGCCAGCCAAGGACAUUGGCUUCAAUGUUGCCGUGCUGCUGACCAACCUUUCAGAGCACAUGCCUCAUGACCCCCGCCUCGCCACCUUCCUGGAACCGGCAGAGAGCGUCUUGAACUACUUUGAGCCAUAUCUGGGCCGCAUCGAGAUCAUGGGCGGCGGCAAGCGCAUUGAGAGGGUCUACUUUGAGAUCAGUGAGUCAAGUCGUACGCAGUGGGAGAAGCCCCAGGUCAAAGAGUCCAAGAGACAGUUCAUCUUCGACGUGGUCAACGAGGGCGGAGAGAGCGAGAAGAUGGAGAUGUUUGUCAACUUCUGCGAAGACACCAUCUUUGAGAUGCAGCUGGCCUCUCAGAUAUCGGAGCCGGACGUGGUGGAGCGCCCAGAGGAGGACGAGGAGGAGGUGCACAGCUUCUUUGAAGAGCUUGCGGAGGAACAGGAAGAGAGCGAGCUUGAGGCUUCCUCAGCUUUCAACAUGGCCUGCGUCUCUGCCAAGAAGAAAUUCUCCAAAUUCAAGCAGACGCUGACUUUUAAGAACCUCAAGAAGAAGUACAAGAAGUUCAAGAAGCUGAGCAUAAAGGAGAUGAUCCAUGGGUUCUUCUCCUUCUUCUGGAUGAUCUUCACAGGCUUCUUCAAGGGGAUAUACAGCAUAAUCUUUGGAUUUUUCCAUCUCAUCUGGUCAUCUAUGUUUGGAGGAGGGCUUGUUGAAGGAGCCAAGAAUAUGAAGGUGACAGACAUACUGGGCAACAUGCCGGACCCCACACAGUUCGGCAUCCACGGCGAUGUGUUAGAGACGGAAAAGGCGGAGGUGGGAGAUUCGGUGUCGGGCGGGACAGACCAGGCCAUUGUGCCAGUGGACAAGGCAGAGCAGGACAUACUGAUGGAGUUGAUUAACCCGGCGCCAAAAAAAGGAGAAGGGUUAAAACAUGUCGAUCCUGGACUAGGCGAUAUGGCUGAGAGUCAGACUGUGGAGAAGAAGAAUUUGACCAGCACUUUUGAGAAGAAGAAGGCCGCCACUGCCGCUGAAGUCAAGGAAUCUGAGCCAGAGAAAGCAGACACUGAGAAGAAGGAGAAGGAAGACAAGGCGAUGGUGGAGGAGCUUAAAGAGGCAGUGGCUGAGGAGAAACCUGUCCCCAAGUCGAGAAACGGCCAAGCAAAGGAAGCUCCUACUUCCUUCUUUGCCAGCUUCUUUGUUGGGCUGGAGGUCUAUCAGACCAAGAUGCUGAACACACUGGCUCGCAACUUCUACAACAUGCGUUUCCUGGCUCUGUUUGUGGCAUUUGCCAUCAACUUCAUUCUACUGUUCUACAGGGUAACUGGUGAUGGUUCUGAUAAUGAUGAGGAUGACUCCUGGACUAGUUCUGAUGACGAGGAGGAAGGUGACGAUGAGUACUUUGUCCUGGAGGAGAGUACAGGCUACAUGGCCCCUAUGCUGUGUUUCCUGGCGUUAUUCCACACUGCUCUUUCCACACUCUGUCUGGUUGGUUACUACUUCCUGAAGGUGCCCUUGGUGGUGUUUAAGAGGGAGAAAGGGAUUGCCAGGAAGUUGGAGUUUGACGGACUCUACAUCACAGAGCAGCCGUCGGAUGAUGACAUCACAGGACAGUGGGACCGUCUAGUCAUUAACACACCGUCCUUUCCCAAUAACUACUGGGAUAAGUUCAUCAAACGGAAGGUGAUCAACAAGUAUGGUGAUAUGUACGGAGCUGUGCGUAUAGCUGAGCUGUUGGGUCUGGACAAGAGUGCUCUGGACUUCGACCCGACCCAGGAGACUGUGGCAGAGGAGGGUUCUCUCGUGUCCUGGUUGAGCUCAAUCGACACCAAAUACCACAUCUGGAAGAUGGGCGUGGUGCUGACUGAUAACUCCUUCCUCUAUCUGAUCUGGUACGCCACCAUGUCAAUCCUGGGGCACUUCAACAACUUCUUCUUCGCCGCCCAUCUUCUGGACAUCGCCAUGGGCUUCAAGACCCUGAGAACCAUCUUGUCCUCGGUCACUCACAAUGGAAAACAGUUGGUGCUGACGGUGGGUCUUCUAGCAGUGGUGGUGUAUCUUUACACUGUUGUGGCCUUCAACUUCUUCAGGAAGUUCUACAACAAGAGCGAGGAUGAGGCUGCACCCGACAUGAAGUGUGACGACAUGAUGACUUGCUAUCUGUUCCACCUGUAUGCCGGGGUGAGGGCUGGCGGUGGGAUCGGCGAUGAGCUGGAGGAUCCGGCAGGUGACCCUUAUGAGCUGUGGCGUAUCCUGUUUGACAUCACCUUCUUCUUCUUCGUCAUCGUCAUCCUCUUGGCCAUCAUUCAGGGUCUGAUUAUUGACGCGUUUGGGGAACUGAGAGAUCAGCAGGAACAGGUGAAGGAAGACAUGGAGACGAAAUGCUUCAUCUGUGGUAUCGGAAACGACUACUUCGACACGACACCGCACGGCUUUGAGACCCACACCUUACAGGAGCACAACCUGGCCAACUAUCUGUUCUUCCUGAUGUACCUUAUCAACAAGGACGAGACGGAACACACUGGUCAGGAGUCAUAUGUGUGGAAGAUGUACCAGGAGAGAUGCUGGGACUUCUUCCCUGCUGGUGAUUGUUUCAGGAAGCAAUAUGAAGACCUGCUCGGGUAGAAAGGACAGCUAGGACACCAUUACCCAGCUACCCUUCAACCUUACCUGGGUGGAAAAGACCUCUGACACUACAUUACCCAGCUACCCUUCAACCUUACCUGGGUGGAAAAGACCUCUGACACUACAUUACCCAGCUACCCUUCAACCUUAGCUGGGUGGAAAAGACCUCUAACACUACAUUACCCAGCUACCCUUCAACCUUACCUGGGUGGAAAAGACCUCUGACACUACAUUACCCAGCUACCCUUCAACCUUAGCUGGGUGGAAAAGACCUCUGACACUACAUUACCCAGCUACCCUUCAACCUUACCUGGGUGGAAAAUACACUCAACACUACACAGUUACCCUAGAGUAACACUAGAAUUUUUUAAAGAGGAAUAUCACAGCACUACACCUCAUAAAAUAGACUUCUUAGUCACUUCAAGAACCGUUAACGGAUAGAAAACCUUUGUGGAUACUGUAGACACUCGACAAAGUUACUCUACCUAAUGUAUCUGAGAGACUUCUAACUCACUUGAACCUUAAUGAAACCUGAAGAGUAGCUCCACUCAGCUCUGUUGCUGCUGCUGAUGUAUCCAUCGUAGUCCCACCUACUGAAUGGCCAGUCGAUCCUGACGACAGUCCACUGAUGAAGACAUGGACGAUGAUUCAACGCUGUAUUUCUGUUUAUCUGAAAAGCACUGUCCUUUCGCCUGAUACUAAGAGAUUAGUCACGCUGCCACGAUGACACCUUGUUCGCUCUUUAAAUGCAAAUGUUUAUUUUCUUUUGAUGGCACAUUGCCGUUUCCACACGCUUAACCUCAAAACGGCUGCACAAAUGUGUCUUUAUGUGGAGAGGAGACAUUGAUAUGUUCUUGGGUUACAGUUUGAUGGGUAAGUAAUGACAUGUUUAAUGCACAAGACAUUAUAUUAGUACCGAAGUAGAAUUGGCGCUCAAAUGUGACCGUUAUGAUGAUACUGGUAAUGAAUAAUGUUAUUAGACCCAUUUGACCUUUGACAGAACUUGGUCUGCAAGUGCUUGGCAAGUUGGGGAAUUAAAAAAGGAGUUGGGUCAAAGACUGGAGCCUAGUAUAGUGUUGUAGAGCCAAUGUGCCUUCCUGUGAGAAACUAUGCAAGCAAAAACAUAUAUAUAUAUAUACACACAUUGUUCACCUUAGAGACACUUAGUGCUCUCCUUCUGGAUUAGUAAGUGGUGGAAUUACCAUGCAACAGUAGGGAUAGUUGUGGUUUUUCAGUUCAAAGAAAGGGGGGAAAAAAAACUUGUUGUAUAAAAUCUAGAUAAACUAUUGUAAAUGUU
This is a messenger RNA of Esox lucius (northern pike), 15978 nucleotides long. It is a transcript of the gene ryr3, whose product is annotated as ryanodine receptor 3. The transcript has 110 exons. The record is from RefSeq and is a predicted model, not a curated record. Gene Ontology annotation, molecular function: ryanodine-sensitive calcium-release channel activity; protein binding; calcium ion binding. Gene Ontology annotation, biological process: intracellular calcium ion homeostasis; calcium ion transmembrane transport. Bases 105 to 14681 code for a protein of 4858 amino acids. Lineage: Eukaryota; Metazoa; Chordata; Actinopteri; Esociformes; Esocidae. Gene Ontology annotation, cellular component: sarcoplasmic reticulum membrane; sarcolemma; Z disc.